This is a messenger RNA of Scomber japonicus (chub mackerel), 2200 nucleotides long. RefSeq names its product patatin-like phospholipase domain containing 3 (gene pnpla3). Gene Ontology annotation, cellular component: lipid droplet; cytoplasm; membrane. Gene Ontology annotation, molecular function: triacylglycerol lipase activity. The coding region runs from base 96 to 1508 and encodes 470 amino acids. The record is from RefSeq and is a predicted model, not a curated record. The transcript is spliced from 9 exons. NCBI's taxonomy places the organism in Eukaryota, Metazoa, Chordata, Actinopteri, Scombriformes, Scombridae. Gene Ontology annotation, biological process: triglyceride catabolic process; positive regulation of triglyceride catabolic process; lipid homeostasis.
GCAGCAGGGACAGCGCUGACAGGGCUUCCCCGCAGCCGUCGCGCACACCGUCAUCUGUCCGCUCUGAGGACUCCUCAGCUUGGGAAUGCCCGGCCAUGUUCGACCUUAACAGCGGCUGGAACUUGUCCUUUGCAGGAUGCGGGUUCCUGGGGAUUUAUCACAUUGGAGUAGCCAGCUGUCUGCUAGAGAAAGCGCCUUACCUCAUCAAGGGAGCCACCAAGUUCUACGGAGCCUCCGCCGGUGCUCUGACCGCCUCAGUGCUCGCCAGCCAGGCAUGCAUAGCUAAAUGCUGUGAAGAUGUGAUCGAAGUAGCAAAAGAAGCCAGGAAGAGGAACCUGGGGCCUCUUCACCCGACCUUCAACCUGGUCAAAGUGCUGAAGUCUGGUCUGAAUCGUGACCUGCCCUCUGACGCUCAUGUCCUGGCCUCAGGACGGCUGUGCGUUUCCCUCACCAGAGUGUGUGACGGGGAGAAUGUGCUAGUGUCAGAGUUUAGCUCCAAAGAGGAACUCAUACAGGCGCUGGUCUGUAGCUGUUUCAUUCCUAUCUACUGUGGGCUGAUCCCUCCCUGUUUCAGAGGAGUGCGUUACGUAGAUGGCGGGAUCAGUGACAACCUCCCCCAGUCGGAGCUGAAGAACACCAUCACCAUCUCUCCUUUCUCCGGUGAGAGCGACAUCUGUCCCCGUGACAACUCCACCAGCUUCCAUGAGCUGCGCUUCACCAACACCAGCAUCCAGAUGAACCUGGGCAACAUGUACCGCCUCAGCAGGGCCCUGUUCCCACCUGAGCCUAAGGUAUUAGCUGAGAUGUGUCAGAGCGGAUAUAAGGAUGCUCUACGCUUCCUCGAAGAAAACAACCUGCUGAGGUUGGAGCAUCCGACCUCCGGCCCCACCCUGCAAGAGAGCCCGCCCAACUGCUGCUGUAAGCAGACGGAAACCACCAAAGACUGGGUGCUCCGGAGGCUCCGUCUACUGCGUAAAGAGCACUGGUGGCUGGAUGAGCAGAUCGCUCUGCCUACACCCAUCAAGAAAGUGUUCUGUGAGGCCUGCCAAGGCAAACCUGGCCUGUAUGCCACAGUGUCUGAGAUGCUGCCAGUGAGAGUGGCCUCCUAUAUGCUCAUGCCUUACACACUUCCUGUGCAGUCAGCCUAUUCAGUUGCCCAGAGGUUUGUGGAGUGGAUUCCAGAGGUACCAGCUGAUGUGCGCUGGCUGUUUGGGGUGGCAGGUGAUGUGUACCGACAGACCUGGAAAGGAUCACCCUCUGGCUCCGUUAGUGAGCCGUGCCUGAGGACAUGCAUGAGUGAGCCGCCUCUAUCGACGGAGCGCUACAGACCCAUGGGCGGAGACAACAUGCCUGCUCUAUCCUCCCUAGAUCUCCACGGCAACUACUGGGAGAUCCCAAAAUCUACCUCCUGUUCCUCCAACUAUCCUCACAUCGCCCCCUCCUCUCCACAACAAGUUUGUUUCUUCGUAGGCUCGGAGGAUGAACCACACAGCAAUGUACAGCAGUAGAAUGAUUGGGGGAUCUGCACUUUAACAAUGAUGUGGUCAGAUUUACACUCUUUCUGUGAGUGGUAGUAAAAAAAAUUAAACUAAUAUUUUAAGGACUGAACACUCCAGGCAGCACUACCUGUAUUAUAUUUUAAUGAGUGCUCUGGAAGACAGUGUUGCAAAUCACUCAGGAACAUGGAUGUGUUUUAUGGCCUGAUUUAAUGAACAGCACAGAAAUGUGUCUACUUAAACAGUCUAACUACAACUUCAACUACCUGUUUAUUUUAAAUGUACCCAAAUGUAGCAUUCAAUCCUCAUUCUAAUACAGUUAAUUGAAUCAAGAGUGCUUUGUCUCUAUAUCUGUCUGUCCCUUUCAUAUCUCAAGGCACUAUCAGACAGCCUUUACUAUGCAAAUACUGGCAGCAUUAUUAUCCUCCACAAAUCUGAACAAUCGUAUUUUUAGACAGCACAAAUUAAAAACAUUCUGGUCAGCUUUUUUCUGACACAGUAAAGUUUAUGUAGCGGUCAUUUGCCAAAAUGAAACACUGAACCCGACUGUGCUGAGUGCAAACAGUGUUGUAAUAUAAAAGUAUAUAUAUUUUAAUAUCAGUGUUACCAAUGUAUGGUCUAACCUUCAACUUGUAAAUCUGUUUUCAUGUCACUUUAAUUAUUAUUACAUUAAUGUGCUUGAGUUUUCUCUUGAGAUUAAACUA